AUGGUGAAGAGUGGUGAGAGUGAGAAUAAGCGUGGUGGGAUGAAGCUUAGGUUUAUGGUGGAAAAGCUGCAGCUGAAGGGCUUCUGGCUAUCUAAGAGGCUUCGCAAUUACAAUGCAGAUGAUGAUGAUGAGGAGGAGGAGGAGGAGGAGGACGAGAAAGAAUCGGCGGGGUUCAAUGCGGAGGUGCCAGCCGACGUGAAAGAGGGACAUUUUGCGGUAUUCGCAGUCAAGGACGGGGAGCGGAGGAGGUUCAUUGUUGAAUUGAGCUACCUGACAAACCCUGAGUUCCUGAGCUUGUUGAAUAAGGCGGAAGAGGAAUUCGGGCUGAAGCAAGAGGGUGCUCUUGUGCUGCCUUGUCCACCCCACCAUCUCCAAACUAUUCUGGAAGGGAGAACGGAGCUGGGUUUUCAUGCAGCUGGUUGUGGACAUGAUGUUUUUGCCACUCGCUAA
Messenger RNA from Nelumbo nucifera (sacred lotus), 450 nucleotides. RefSeq lists its product as uncharacterized. Gene Ontology annotation, biological process: response to auxin. The record is from RefSeq and is a predicted model, not a curated record. Lineage: Eukaryota; Viridiplantae; Streptophyta; Magnoliopsida; Proteales; Nelumbonaceae.